AUGACAUUGGAUCGAAUUGAACAUGACGAUUCGGACAGAAAGUCGUACACGUCAACUUUGACCGCGACGACUGAACUCGAUGAUGUGGAUUACGCGGAUUAUCGUUUCGAAAGCGCAAGAUUAAAUUCUUUCGUUAAGUGGCAUGUGCCAUUCAUCGAUCCCAAAAAGCUCGCGGCUGCCGGUUUCUUUUACACAGAGGAAGAAGAUGCAGUGAAGUGCUUCGCGUGUCAAAUUAUUUUGUCAGGCUGGAUGGACGGGGAUGAUCCCAAGGUCGAGCAUCAACGUUGGUCAGGAAAAUGUAGCUUCGUCCGGAAUAUGUCCUGUGGAAAUGUACCGAUUGGCACCGAUCCCAGUAUGUAUCCCAAACCUAAACGAAUGGAUACUUGCGGACUUUACGGUUGCAAGUUUAUGCCGCUGUCUGGUCCGGACGACAAUUUGCAGAUUGAAAAAAAUCCGAAUAACGAUAUUGAUAUCACUGUCUUCUGGGACACCGAAACGAACACCCACUCCACGGCUAAGCUCAGCGACGUGUUAGGCUCGAAACAGCCCACAUACGCUUCAUAUGAGCGCAGAUUACGCUCUUUCGAAACAUCCACUUCCGAUAUGAUAUGUGAAAAAAAAGAAGAAUUGGCGAAAGCUGGCUUCUUCUACCUUAGCGGCCUUUUUGGACCUUCUGAUCAAACGAUGUGUUUCUACUGUGGAAAAUGCCUGAGAUCCUGGGAGAAGAAGGAUGAUCCUGUGGAAGAGCACGUUAAGUGGUACCCUCACUGCAAGUUUAUCAAGAAGGUAUUCGCAAAGCGUUUAGAGGAGAAAGACGAUCGCGCAGAACGGACGAACAACGAGUUUGUUUCAAAUACUACGACUACCGUUUGUUAA
Cyphomyrmex costatus is the source of this 876-nucleotide messenger RNA. RefSeq names its product baculoviral IAP repeat-containing protein 7-A. Bases 1 to 876 code for a protein of 291 amino acids. Gene Ontology annotation, molecular function: cysteine-type endopeptidase inhibitor activity involved in apoptotic process. The record is from RefSeq and is a predicted model, not a curated record. NCBI's taxonomy places the organism in Eukaryota, Metazoa, Arthropoda, Insecta, Hymenoptera, Formicidae. Gene Ontology annotation, biological process: regulation of cell cycle; negative regulation of apoptotic process. Gene Ontology annotation, cellular component: cytoplasm; nucleus. The transcript has a single exon.